UGCAUUCGUGAGAAGUCACUUUUCACAUUAUGGCAUUUAAAAUGAUAUACUUUAUAGGAUUAGUGUUGUUGGCAAAUAGCAUCUUCUGUUUUUCUAAUCGAUCGCCUAAAAGAGGUCCAUCUCCGUGCAAUUGGCCCUAUGUAUCUAGAUGUCUGAUAAAUUUUAAACCCACUUUUGGAUUUAAACUUUAUUUUCCAGUUAUACCUGUAAGUUUUAAAAAGAAUGAUGAUAAUUUACAAAUGGGACCUAGCCUCUUUUCUUUUCCUGAAAAAAUGAAAAAUGAACACUCAGAUUCUGGCAAAGACGAAAAGCAGGAUUCUUUUCUGCACGUUAGCGCAGGAGAACAAUCCAGAGACAUAUCUGACGAUAAAAUCGAUCAAGUAACGACUACUAUUCCUAAUGGCAACAAUAUCAUUUUAAAUGAUUUUAAUGUGUUUAAUACGCAAAUUAGCACCAAUAGUGACAUAGAUAUAGAAUAUACCACUAACUAUGGAAAUGAUAAUACAAUUACUACCACUGAAGAGGAAGAUGUAACUACUGAAGGAAUCUUUAAUCGGUUGUCGGAUAUUCCACCAGCAGUAUUAGCGACGUUUUUGGGGUGAUUUUUUCGUAAUUUAAUUUAAUUUAAAAAAUAUU
Nymphalis io (European peacock) is the source of this 636-nucleotide messenger RNA. RefSeq lists its product as uncharacterized. Lineage: Eukaryota; Metazoa; Arthropoda; Insecta; Lepidoptera; Nymphalidae. The record is from RefSeq and is a predicted model, not a curated record. Bases 30 to 602 code for a protein of 190 amino acids. The transcript has 4 exons.